Messenger RNA from Funneliformis geosporum, 1107 nucleotides. NCBI's taxonomy places the organism in Eukaryota, Fungi, Glomeromycota, Glomeromycetes, Glomerales, Glomeraceae. The record is from the annotation of a GenBank genome assembly.
AUGGUUAAACCGACGCAACCAUUCGAUGAUGACUUCCGUUUUCUCACCGAUGCUGUGAUCCUGAUCGGACACCAGCUGUUUAAUGUCAAGAAAGAUGAAUGUCUGACGCAGAUUCUUAAAAACUUGGGUUUCAAUGAACUACCGUUUCCAACAGCAGAGUUGGUUUCAGCGCAGGACAGCAACAUUGUAACAUUAAGUAUCGGCAAAUUAAACAAUAUUAUCAAAAAAUUGGCGCAAAAUGUUGGUGAAUUGUCUGAACAAUUAAUGGACCAACUAAUGACGUUAUUACGGAUGGGUGUUAGAUGGAAGUUCAAAUUGUCCAACGAGCAAGUAGUGCACAUUUUCGGACUAGCCAAGGAUUGUAUGCCCUCAGAAAAGUGGCUACAAUCAGCGGUACAGCAGAUCAACACGCUCGUGUAUUAUACAUUAAGAAAUUUGAUGACACCGCAUACACUUGCAAUCGCCCUGUUGCUAUUCUUGUUGUCCUGGUCAGUGUAUGAUCUAUGCAAAAUUUACAAUGAAUGCAAGAUUAUGGACGACAAAACUGAGGGUGAAAAGCAGGAUUACCUUAAAUCACUCAACGACAUUGAUGAAGUUCUUACUAAAAUUUGUGAUUAUCUGGAUAAUAGACGUAUUGAUCGUUUUGAUGAACUUUUACAAACCCUGAUUAAAAAGUCAAAAAAUCUUAUCAAUAAGAUUCAAACAUCGAAAGUCCAAAUCGAGGAGAGGAUCAAAUUAUUAAAAGAGAAAGAGUCUAAUCGUAAGACCAUACGAAAUAUACUUGGGGUGACCAGCGGAUUUUUUUUCGGCAUCACAUUCUAUAAUUGGAGUGAUCUUAACGCGAUUUAUCGGACACUCGGAAUAACUGGUAGCGCGACCACAGCGGGUGGUGCAAUCGCCUUGCACAUAUCGAUCGAUAAGCUGAAUCAGACACUUGAUAAGCAAAAAAAUGUUUUGAAUAAUAUGAAUGACUUAAAUAAUAUACUCACAGACAUCAUCCUUGAAGUAAAGUUUCUAAAAUAUGAAUCUAUUGAUCAUGAGGUUCUCCGCAUCCAAUUUCGUGGAUACAAAAAUAGCUUACAAGAACUUCAGACGCGAUUUAGAUGA